Molecule: messenger RNA, 1053 nt
Organism: Lineus longissimus
Lineage: Eukaryota; Metazoa; Nemertea; Pilidiophora; Heteronemertea; Lineidae
Product: meiotic nuclear division protein 1 homolog
Exons: 6
Coding region: 121-738 (205 amino acids)
Biological process (GO): reciprocal meiotic recombination
Cellular component (GO): nucleus
Molecular function (GO): double-stranded DNA binding
Source: RefSeq, a predicted model, not a curated record
UAGCAAUCUGAGGAAUUAUAUUUCCUCGUUGCAAGGCUGAAAAAACACCUAUUCUGACGUUAUCAAUCACUAUAUCAAGAGAUAUCCCCAUUCUUUAGCUUAAGAAAUAAACAGUCGACAAUGUCAAAAAGGAAAGGUCUGAGUGUGGAAGAGAAGAGAAAAAGAAUGAUGGAUUUCUUCUUUGAAAAGAAAGACUUCUUUCUGCUAAAAGAACUUGAAAAGCAAUGUCAGAAGGAGAAGGGAAUCACAUCCAUGUCAGUUAAGGACAUUCUGAUGAGUCUUGUGGAUGAUGGAAUGGUGGACACAGACAAGAUUGGCACAUCCGUCUAUUUCUGGGCAUUUCCAAGUAAGGCUAGUCAAAAUAGAAAGAGGAAAAUAGCAGAUUCAAAACAGAGCAGAGAUGACAUCCUGAGAAAAAAGAAAUCUACAGAAGAGGCGUUGGCCAAGGCCAAGAUUGGAAAGGAAGAAACGGAUGAGCGAGAAACAAUUCUACAGCAACUUUCAACAAAAAAACAAGAGUUAAAUGAAUUGAAUGCAGAGUUGAAGAAAUAUCAAGAUUGUGAUCCAGAUGUGCUGAAUGCUAAAAAACAGGAAGCUAAAGUUGCCAAGGAAGCGGCCAACAGGUGGACAGAUAACAUCUUUUCGACAAAGUCGUGGAUCAAGAAAAAGUUCAGCUUUGAGGACAGUAAGAUUGAUAAGCAGUUUGGAAUCCCAGAUGACUUCGAUUAUAUUGACUGAUUGUGCAUAGACUUUUCCUUCAUCAAAAUGUGCUGGAAGUCUUGGUUAGCAGCAGUAUGUUAUCUGACAUUAAGACAAUGUAUGACCCUCAGUGGAGACUAUGAGCAGAUGAAGUCCACUGGGCUGUAAAGUGCCCUUUUCAGAGACAGCGGAUUCUACCCUAAACGAAUGCAGACACUCUCACUCAUUAGGGAAGAUAAGGUACUCCCGGAAUAUUUGGUCAGUGCACUUUCUAUGCAAUCGAUUCCUCCCACAGGCAGUAUUCUUUCAAGUCAGAGCUAUGCUAUAGAAUGUUUGACUGUUGUCCGGUAAGUG